Aureobasidium uvarum is the source of this 450-nucleotide messenger RNA. NCBI's taxonomy places the organism in Eukaryota, Fungi, Ascomycota, Dothideomycetes, Dothideales, Saccotheciaceae. The record is from the annotation of a GenBank genome assembly.
AUGUCAAAUAACAAAUGCGACCUUGCACUCAACCUCAUCGGAUACGAAGAAGAGGUCAACGCCGCGAUGGAGUAUGUGUUUGGAAACACGCUGAUCUGUGAGGACGCUGCCACUGCCAAGAAGGUCACUUUCGACCCUGCUGUUCGUAUGAAGAGUGUCACAUUAGAGGGCGAUGUCUACGACCCUUCGGGUACUCUGUCCGGUGGUAGCUCACCGAAGACAAGUGGUGUACUGGUCACCCUCCAGCAACUGAAUGAGAUCACACGAGAACUCGAUGCAAGACAGGCAACUCUGCAGCAAUUGCAAUCGACCAUGGCGCGAGAGAAGCAGAAGCUCGACGCUGCGAGGAAGUUCAAGCAGAAUUUGGAUCUCAAGAGCCAUGAGAUUUCGCUCGCUGAGCAGCAAAUCAAUGGCAACUCAUCAUCCUCGGUAAGUCGACGAGGGUCCUAG